CGUGACGAAAGACGAACGUUUACACGUGUUAGUUUUGUGCUCUAAAAAAUUCUUGUUGUUACUGUAUUAUUUUCUGGGUUUUACAACUUUACAGUACAAAAUGCCGCAGGAUACUUUUCCUCUGUAUCCAAAUCCUAACGAAGCUAUGACAAAAGACAAUUAUGGCAAUAAUCCUCUACCUGCGCAGUCGGCGACAGGCGUCUCAUCACCGGUUGUGCUUUUGGGCCCAGAAAACUGCGUGACGACUUGUCCGUUCUGUCAAGCGUCCAUUAAGACCGCUGUGCGUCAUACCAUUACGAGCCGGACACAUCUUACUGCACUUCUUUGUACAUUGUUAUGUUGUUGCUGUUGCAUCCCGUAUUGCAUGGAAUCGACGAAGAACUCUGACCACUACUGUCCUGCUUGCCAAAAAUAUCUCGGCACUUAUGAGAAGUAAACGUUCAUCACGUUCAUUUAAUUCUUUUUCUUGCAUUUUUAUAUAGGAAUAAGGUAAGAGAAUCCAAUGUAAUUUUUAAAAUUUAGGCUAGUGUUAUAACUUAAUGGCAGCAAAGAGUAGUCGGUUAUCUGCAAAACCAUGAUUUUACAGUAGAGCGUUUUGAAAGAAAAAAACUUUUUUUUGUAGUAGACGGAAUUAGCUAAAAUUUUGAGAAAUUAGUCAAUAUAAAAAGCUGAUUUCUGAAGGAUAUUUAGAAUAUAGUAUAUAUUCUAUAGUAUGUAUCAGACCCUUUUCUGUCGAAUACUGGCUCAAAUCAACGAACUCUUGUCUGAUAAUCCUGUAGUGACAUGUAUGAGAUUGGGAGGAAGAACAUCUUAAAUAAUUGUAUAUGCUUUGCGAGAAGAAUGAAUGCGAGUCCAUCUGUUCAUAAUUGUUGUCUUCUAUAUCAUGGUUUUUGUUUUAUUAUUAUUAUUGUUCUUGCUUAUUACUGUAUAUGUUGUAAGUGUUCUACGGACAUACCCCGUUGUAAUAGCAAUAAAUAAAUAAAUGUUUUUCUCUCAAGUUUUUAUUUUCAAAAUGCUUCACUGUAAAAUCGUGAUUUGUCAAGUACAACCGGUCAUUCUUUGCUGCCGUCGAAUUGCGUUUAUGGCCGCGUGGGUAAUAACCGGAUAAUCGGCGCGGAUUGUCUAAAAUCCGACAUCAGUCUUGCUCACGGCGGGGUGACAGAUAAUAUUGGUUCUUCACAUUGACGUACUGUAAAGACUAGGUUACGGCUUGAAUUAUAGAGCAAGUUGGCCUGGUCAGUAUAAGUACUGCUGUACAUAUACUUGCACAAUGUAUCAACUGCUCAAUAUCCUGUCUACAUGUAUCUGUUCAUUGUCAACUCCUGAUAAUCGCAACGCUGAUACGAGGACUAUGACCAUACACACAAUGGAUAUGCACACACUCCGCUUACAUAUAGGGUUAUUUGUAAUAUACUAACAACCUUUCAGGAUUACUAACAUAAGCAACAACUUUUUUUCCAUCCCUUAAAUAAUUCUUCAGAU
This is a messenger RNA of Hyposmocoma kahamanoa, 1482 nucleotides long. RefSeq names its product lipopolysaccharide-induced tumor necrosis factor-alpha factor homolog. Gene Ontology annotation, molecular function: zinc ion binding. The record is from RefSeq and is a predicted model, not a curated record. Lineage: Eukaryota; Metazoa; Arthropoda; Insecta; Lepidoptera; Cosmopterigidae. The transcript is spliced from 5 exons. Bases 101 to 436 code for a protein of 111 amino acids.